AACAGUUCUCUCAAAAUCGUCGAGCAAGCAACAUGAACGGAGUGAAGUCUUUGUUCCUUUUCGGCCUGGUUCUCCUGAGCCUGGCUGCCUUUGUCGUUUCGGAUGAAAUAAUUCUCGGAGGAAUCGAACAGCUAAAAGGAGACCAGAGGCAGAAUGCUCUCAAGCUUUUGAACGAAACCCUGGACCAGUUGGCCACUGGCGAUGGACCAAGCUACAAGGCUGCUGAAGUGACCUCCGUGACCGGUCAGGUUGUGGCUGGAACUCUCAAUACCUACGAGGUCCAGCUGGAUAAUGGUUCCGAUAAAAAACAGUGCACCGUGAAGAUCUUGACUCGUCCUUGGCUGAAGGAGAACGGCACCAACAUCAAGAUCAAGUGCGCCGGUGAUGAUGGCGAAUUGGACCGCACUUGGUAAAAUCAGAGUCUUCAGAUUGUCAGAAAAAAUGAAAAAUAAAAUUUAUGUAUUUUGAAAUACA
This is a messenger RNA of Drosophila ficusphila, 474 nucleotides long. Its product is annotated as cystatin-like protein. The coding region runs from base 33 to 413 and encodes 126 amino acids. The record is from RefSeq and is a predicted model, not a curated record. The transcript is spliced from 2 exons. Gene Ontology annotation, molecular function: cysteine-type endopeptidase inhibitor activity. NCBI's taxonomy places the organism in Eukaryota, Metazoa, Arthropoda, Insecta, Diptera, Drosophilidae.